UCCAGGCCAGGGGCUGGGGUGGUGGGGGUGGCGGGAGAGGGACGCUCCCGGGAGCUGAGCAAGCUCCCUGGAAGCGGUGGAUUCCCGUGCCCCAUGCUGCACUCAGGCAUACCAUUUCUUCAUUCGCGGAGAAUCGUGAACCGAGAGAAUACUCAGACCCAGGUUCCAGGCUCCCGGUGUGACGGGGCAGACAUCCCGUAGGCAGUGAUUGUGGGAAAUUGGGCUGUGGAGACCCAGGGGAGGUGCCAGGUCCCAAGAGAGGCGGGGGUGCGCAGUCCAGUAGUAUUCCUGGAUGCUUAGGAAUUUAGAUGGAGUGUGCGAGGUAGGGGAAACAGCAUAUGCAAAAGCCGGGAAACAGGUGAGAACAUGGCAUGUGUUUGGAAGCACAAAAUAGUAGUAAGUCUGAGUGGAUGGAAGGGAGGAGAAACGCUGGACAAGAGGGCUUAGGCCUUGGGGGUCACCCAGUGUACUCUGCCUAGUCCCAAGAUCCACUAAGGGGCCUCUUGCCAUGGCCCUGCCCAGGUCCCUGAAGACUUCAUCUCCCGGGAGCUGUUUGACACAGUCCAGGUGUACAUCAUCACCAAGCCAGAGCUGCAGAACAAGCUCAUCACUGUGUUUCGUGUGUGAUGCCCAGGCCAAGACCUGUGCCCUCGAGCCCAUCGUCAAAAAGCUGGCUGGCUACCUGACCACACUGGAGCUAGAGAGCAGCUUCGUGUCAACAGAGGAGAGCAAGCAGAAGUUGGUGCCCAUCAUGACCAUCUUGCUAGAGGAGCUAAAUGCCUCAGGCCGGUGCACUCUGCCCAUCGAUGAGUCCAACACCAUCCACUUGAAGGUGAUUGAGCAGCGGCCUGACCCUCCUGUGGCUCAGGAGUAUGAUGUGCCUGUCUUUACCAAGGACAAGGAAGAUUUCUUCAACUCACAGUGGGACCUCACCACACAACAGAUCCUGCCCUACAUUGAUGGCUUCCGCCAUGUCCAGAAGAUCUCAGCUGAGGCAGAUGUGGAGCUAAACCUGGUGCGCAUCGCCAUCCAGAACUUGCUGUAUUACGGCGUCGUGACACUGGUGUCCAUCCUCCAGUAUUCCAAUGUGUACUGCCCGACACCCAAGGUCCAGGACCUGGUAGAUGACAAGUCCCUGCAAGAGGCGUGUUUAUCCUAUGUGACCAAACAAGGGCACAAGAGGGCCAGUCUGCGGGAUGUGUUCCAGCUGUACUGCAGCCUGAGCCCCGGCACGACUGUGAGAGACCUCAUUGGCCGCCACCCCCAGCAGCUGCAGCGUGUUGAUGAACGGAAGCUGAUCCAGUUCGGGCUUAUGAAGAACCUCAUCCGCCGACUACAGAAGUAUCCCGUGCGGGUGUCUCGGGAGGAGCGGAGCCACCCUGCCCGGCUUUACACAGGCUGCCACAGCUAUGAUGAGAUCUGUUGCAAGACAGGCAUGAGCUACCACGAGCUUGAUGAACGGCUGGAAAAUGACCCCAACAUCAUCAUCUGCUGGAAGUGAGGCUGGUGGGGGCUGGACUUGGCACUCGGCUGGGGCUGCUGUGUCUUCUGCUAAGCGCUCCCUGGUGCAUGAGGGCUAGACCGGUAGACAAGUCCAUAUUGUCUCAAGGAUGACCCUCCCUUCUGUAAAUAAAAUCAUCCAUUUCAACCUA
This is a messenger RNA of Ailuropoda melanoleuca (giant panda), 1652 nucleotides long. It is a transcript of the gene NPRL2, whose product is annotated as NPR2 like, GATOR1 complex subunit. The coding region runs from base 509 to 1501 and encodes 330 amino acids. Gene Ontology annotation, molecular function: GTPase activator activity. Lineage: Eukaryota; Metazoa; Chordata; Mammalia; Carnivora; Ursidae. Gene Ontology annotation, biological process: cellular response to amino acid starvation; positive regulation of autophagy; negative regulation of TORC1 signaling. The record is from RefSeq and is a predicted model, not a curated record. Gene Ontology annotation, cellular component: vacuolar membrane; GATOR1 complex. The transcript has 10 exons.